Cooperia oncophora is the source of this 342-nucleotide messenger RNA. Lineage: Eukaryota; Metazoa; Nematoda; Chromadorea; Rhabditida; Trichostrongylidae. The record is from the annotation of a GenBank genome assembly.
AUGCGUAAGUUGUGUCCACUCAUGGGGCCGAAGAUGUCGGCAUUUUGCAUGGUGAUGUCUGUGUGGGGUGUGAUAUUCCUAGGCCUGUUGGGAGUAUUCUUCUAUGUUCAAGCCGUGACGCUUUUCCCUGAUCUUCAUUUCUCUGAGGAGACCAAAGAUGGGCAUAUUGGACCGUCUGUUGAAGAUAUUGAGAGCAAGUAUAGCGAAGAAAGCAAUGCAAUGUUGGAUAGCAGCUGGAAUGUAUGGCGUAACGUUGAUCCUUGUGUUAUGGCAAAACAAGUACAAUACAACUACCGUUUUCUAAGCUGCCUCGUUGCUGUUGAUGCUGGUGUUUGUUCAUAA